AUGGCACCUGGAGGUGGAGUUUGCGAAGAGGUGAUUGAAUCCCGACCAAAAUUCAUGAAUUACGAAAUAUCUAUGGCCAAGGCAGAUAAAAAUAAUUCUCUGGUAAAAAGUACAGCUGGUUCAGGUGAAAAACACGGCAUGCCGUCAAGAAAUGGCGUGCAUGACCUUCUUGAGUGUCCUGAGUGCACAAGUUUAAUGUAUCCUCCUAUUCACCAGUGUCCAAAUGGUCACACACUAUGUACAAACUGCAAAAGAGUGCAUAAACGUUGCCCGACUUGCCAAUUUGAACUCGGGAACAUAAGGUGUUUGGCUUUGGAGAAAGUGGCUGAGUCAUUGGAGCUUCCCUGCAGAUAUCAAAGUCUUGGAUGUCAUGAUAUAUUUCCAUACUACGGCAAGCUUAAACACGAACAACAUUGUCGAUUUCGGCCUUAUAACUGUCCAUAUGCAAGCUGUGAAUGCUCUGUAACAGGCGACAUUCCAGCGCUCGUUGCUCAUCUUAAGGAGGACCACAUGGUGGACAUGCAUGAUGGAUCCACCUUUAAUCAUCGAUAUGUCAAAUCAAAUCCACAUGAAGUCGAAAAUGCAAUGUGGAUGCUAACUGUAUUUAACUGUUUUGGAAGACAGUUCUGUUUGCACUUUGAGGCAUUUUCACUUGGUAUGGCACCAGUCUACAUGGCCUUCCUUCGUUUUAUGGGUGAGGACAAUGACGCAAAGAAGUUCAACUACACUUUGGAAGUCAGUGCUUUUGGACGUAAACUAGUAUGGCAAGGAGUUCCGCGAAGCAUACGUGAUAGUCAUAUAAAAGUUCGUGAUAGUCAAGACGGACUCAUAAUUCCUAGGAAUUUGGCUCUCUUCUUCUCUGGUGGGGAUAGGCAAGAACUUAAGUUGAGGAUUACAGGUCGUAUAUGGAAAGUGUAA
This is a messenger RNA of Fraxinus pennsylvanica, 918 nucleotides long. The record is from the annotation of a GenBank genome assembly. Lineage: Eukaryota; Viridiplantae; Streptophyta; Magnoliopsida; Lamiales; Oleaceae.